AUGUUAGCUGCCAAGAACAUUUUAAGUAAAUCAAGCACGAUGGCGGGCCCAGUUCGUCUGGCUACCCGUCUCCAAUCUACCAAGGUGCAAGGUCAAGUCAUCGGUAUUGAUUUGGGUACUACCAACUCCGCCGUCGCAGUGAUGGAAGGUAAGAUCCCAAAGAUCAUUGAGAAUGCAGAAGGUUCUAGAACUACCCCAUCUGUCGUUGCAUUCACUAAGGAAGGUGAAAGAUUGGUCGGUAUUCCAGCUAAACGUCAAGCUGUCGUUAACCCAGAAAAUACAUUGUUCGCCACCAAGAGAUUGAUCGGGCGUCGUUUUGAAGAUGUCGAAGUGCAAAGAGAUAUUAAGCAAGUUCCAUAUAAGAUUGUUAAGCACAGUAACGGUGAUGCUUGGGUUGAAGCUAGAGGUCAAACUUACUCUCCUGCUCAAAUUGGUGGGUUCGUCUUGAACAAGAUGAAGGAAACCGCUGAAGCCUAUUUAGGGAAGGCUGCCAAGAACGCUGUCGUUACUGUUCCAGCUUAUUUCAAUGAUUCUCAAAGACAAGCUACCAAGGAUGCCGGUCAAAUUGUUGGAUUGAACGUUCUUCGUGUUGUCAACGAACCUACUGCAGCUGCUUUGGCGUACGGGUUGGAGAAAUCUGAUUCUAAGGUUGUCGCUGUCUUCGAUUUAGGUGGUGGUACUUUCGAUAUUUCUAUCUUGGAUAUUGAUAACGGUGUCUUCGAAGUUAAAUCUACUAAUGGUGAUACCCAUUUAGGUGGUGAAGAUUUCGAUAUUUAUUUAUUAAGAGAAAUCGUUUCUCGUUUCAAGACUGAAUCGGGUAUUGAUUUGGAAAAUGACCGUAUGGCCAUUCAAAGAAUUAGAGAAGCCGCUGAAAAGGCCAAGAUUGAAUUAUCUUCCACUGUUUCUACAGAAAUUAACCUACCAUUUAUUACUGCUGAUGCAUCUGGUCCAAAGCAUAUUAACAUGAAAUUUAGCAGAGCUCAAUUCGAAACUUUGACUGAACCAUUAAUUAAGAGAACUGUGGACCCAGUCAAGAAGGCUCUAAAGGAUGCCAAUUUAGCUACUUCUGAUAUCUCAGAAGUCCUUCUAGUUGGUGGUAUGUCAAGAAUGCCAAAGGUUGUUGAAACUGUUAAGCAGUUGUUUAACAGAGAACCAUCCAAGGCUGUUAACCCAGAUGAAGCUGUGGCCAUUGGUGCUGCUAUUCAAGGUGCUGUCUUGUCUGGUGAAGUCACAGAUGUCUUAUUAUUAGAUGUUACUCCAUUAUCUUUAGGUAUUGAAACUUUAGGUGGUGUCUUCACAAGAUUGAUUCCAAGAAAUACCACUAUCCCAACUAAGAAAUCUCAAAUCUUCUCUACUGCAGCAGCUGGUCAAACUUCUGUUGAAAUUAGAGUGUUCCAAGGUGAAAGAGAAUUAGUUAGAGAUAACAAAUUAAUUGGUAACUUCAAUCUAUCUGGUAUCCCACCUGCACCAAAGGGUGUUCCACAAAUUGAAGUCACUUUUGAUAUUGAUGCCGAUGGUAUUAUUAACGUCUCUGCCAGAGAUAAGGCUACCAACAAGGACUCUUCCAUCACCGUCGCAGGUUCCUCAGGUUUGUCUGAAUCUGAAAUUGAAAAGAUGGUUAACGAUGCUGAAAAAUUCAAGUCUCAAGAUGAAGCUAGAAAGCAAUCUAUUGAAACUGCUAACAAGGCUGACCAAUUGGCUAACGACACUGAAAACUCUUUGAAAGAAUUUGAAGGUAAGUUAGAUAAGGCUGAAGCACAAAAGGUUAAAGACCAAAUUGCAUCUUUGAAGGAAUUGAUCGCAAGAGUUCAAGGCGGUGAAGAAGUGGAUGCUGAAGAAUUGAAGACCAAGACUGAAGAGCUACAAACUGCUUCAAUGAAGUUAUUCGAACAAAUGUACAAGAAUGAUUCUUCAAGCAACAACAACGGUGGUGAACAAUCAUCCUCUGGUGAAACCAAGCAAUAG
Naumovozyma castellii is the source of this 1965-nucleotide messenger RNA. It is a transcript of the gene SSC1, whose product is annotated as Hsp70 family ATPase SSC1. The transcript has a single exon. The record is from RefSeq and is a predicted model, not a curated record. NCBI's taxonomy places the organism in Eukaryota, Fungi, Ascomycota, Saccharomycetes, Saccharomycetales, Saccharomycetaceae. Bases 1 to 1965 code for a protein of 654 amino acids.